UGACAGCAGAGAAGUGACGCGUGGUCAAAGUUGAUGUCAGAAGUGUCAAACCCGCUUUCUCUCUUUUUCGAAGUGUCAAAGCGACGGAAACAUCAACAUGACGUGUAAGCGGAGAAAUGGAGGGCGCGCCAAGCAUGGACGCGGACAUGUAAAACCCGUCCGCUGCACCAACUGCGCCAGGUGUGUCCCAAAAGACAAGGCAAUCAAGAAAUUCGUCAUUAGAAAUAUUGUCGAAGCUGCCGCAGUUAGGGAUAUCACUGAGGCUUCAGUAUAUAAUCAAUACCUCCUUCCCAAGUUGUACGCGAAGCUUCACUACUGUGUCUCCUGCGCUAUCCACAGCAAAGUCGUGCGUAACAGGAGCAAGAAGGACAGGAGGAUCAGAACUCCACCACAGAGAAACUUCCCAGGAAGGGACCAGAACAGGCCUGCAGCCGCUGCCAGGAAAUAAGUUCUUUUUCAAGGUUAUAAUUUAGGUUUAAAUAUGUUUUAAUAAACAACUUGGAUUCUGA
Anthonomus grandis grandis is the source of this 509-nucleotide messenger RNA. It is a transcript of the gene RpS26, whose product is annotated as 40S ribosomal protein S26. NCBI's taxonomy places the organism in Eukaryota, Metazoa, Arthropoda, Insecta, Coleoptera, Curculionidae. The transcript has 3 exons. The record is from RefSeq and is a predicted model, not a curated record. The coding region runs from base 98 to 448 and encodes 116 amino acids. Gene Ontology annotation, biological process: translation. Gene Ontology annotation, molecular function: mRNA binding; structural constituent of ribosome. Gene Ontology annotation, cellular component: cytosolic small ribosomal subunit; ribosome.